AUGGCAAGUUCAAAGCUUCCUGAUGUUGUUAACCUUGAGUCGCCUUCUGAGGUCGCUUCCUCCGAGAAGGUCAGCCGGCCUUCUGGUAAAGCUUCUUCUCGAGCUUCCAAGCCGAGCUCUCACAGCACUAAAUCAGCUCAGCCAUCUAGCCGUGGUGGGUUGAGCUCAAAGUCUACUGAACAAGUGGGACAGGGUGCUGCCCAUUCUACUGAGGAGGUGUCAAGGGGAAAGUUUAAGUCCCCUGCUGAAGACAAGGAGACCUCUGGGAGGGGGAUGGAGAUCAUCCUCCUAGGGGAUCAAAGUCCAGAGGUUUCUGGUGAAAGUGCCCCUGUCCCUGUGAGGACUGAACCUGAGGGUUCUGAGGGCAUUCCAGCAAAGAUCGGAGGGAAAGGUGUUGCUGCUGACCCGUCAUUGCCUUCUCCUGGCAAUUCUCUAAAGACGUCGGGUAUUACAUCCGAGUCUCCGGCCAGUGCUGUUGCCGACCUUCUUAGGGAGCAAAUGUUUGGUGGAGCCACAGAGGCCUCGGAUCCACGCCUUCUUGCUCUGACCGGCCUUUUAGCCAGCUUUACCAAGGAGCAAGUGACGGGCCUCUUUAUGGAGGUGGAUGUCCGUGAUAGCUCCCUCCGAGAGUCCGUAGAUCGCCGAAUUGAAGAGGCACGUCUGGAGGAGAAUAUAUCUGCCACCAGUGAUGCGAGGGGCAAUUUGGUAGCUGCUCGGGAGCAGAUCCAGUCCCUCCAGGUGGAAUUGCAUUCUGCGUUGGAGGCCCUCAGAAAGGCUGAAGAGAAAACAGCCGAGACAGCAAAGCACACCUCGUCCUUAGAAGAUGAGUUGUCUCGGACUCGCAAUGUUCUCCAGGAGGCUGAUGAGAGGGCAGCUACCUUGGAGGUUCGCUGUAGAGGAGUGCUAGAGCAGCUGUCCUCUAUGACAGAGGCUCUCAAGGAGAGAGAUGAGGCCGUUAGCCAGAAAGCUGAAGUCCAGCGCCAAUUUGAUGCCUUAAAGGCUGAUCUUGAAGGACUUCAGACUCAUCUGGAGGAAGUAAAGGCUCAGAGAGAGACGGCUUUAGCUCGGGUGCAGGUCCUUGAGCAGGAGUUGAGCACAAGCUCUGACCGUACGCUCCCUUGUUCUUCAAUGGCAAGUUCAAAGCUUCCUGAUGUUGUUAACCUUGAGUCACCUUCUGAGGUCGCUUCCUCCGAGAAGGUCAGCCGGCCUUCUGGUAAAGCUUCUUCUCGAGCUUCCAAGCCGAGCUCUCACAGCGCUAAAUCAGCUCAGCCAUCUAGCCGUGGUGGGUUGAGCUCAAAGUCUACUGAACAAGUGGGACAGGGUGCUGCCCAUUCUACUGAGGAGGUGUCAAGGGGAAAGUUUAAGUCCCCUGCUGAAGACAAGGAGACCUCUGGGACGGGGAUGGAGAUCAUCCUCCUAGGGGAUCAAAGUCCAGAGGUUUCUGGUGAAAGUGCCCCUGCCCCUGUGAGGACUGAACCUGAGGGUUCUGAGGGCAUUCCAGCAAAGAUCGGAGGCAAGCGCCUAGCCUCUUCUGGAAAAUCUGCCUCUUCUCCUGUCCGGAAGAAGUCCAGGGUUGCAAUAGGAUCUUCUCCAGCUCUUCCUCCCAUUGGGAAAGGGAAAGGUGUUGCUGCUGGCCCGUCAUUGCCGUCUCCUGGCAAUUCUCUAAAGACGUCGGGUAUUACAUCCGAGUCUCCGGCCAGUGCUGUUGCCGACCUUCUCAGGGAGCAAAUGUUUGGUGGAGCCACAGAGGCCUCGGAUCCACGCCUUCUUGCUCUGACCGGCCUUUUAGCCAGCUUUACCAAGGAGCAAGCAUCCUUCCAGUCGCGCUCUCGUGAGGAGCUCGGAUCGUCCAUUAGGGAGAUGCUUCUAAUGGUGACGGGCCUCUUUAUGGAGGUGGAUGUCCGUGAUCGCUCCCUCCGAGAGUCCGUAGAUCGCCGAAUUGAAGAGGCACGUCUGGAGGAGAAUAUAUCUGCCACCAGUGAUGCGAGGGGCAAUUUGGUAGCUGCUCGGGAGCAGAUCCAGUCCCUCCAGGUGGAAUUGCAUUCUGCGUUGGAGGCCCUCAGAAAGGCUGAAGAGAAAACAGCCGAGACAGCAAAGCAUACCUCGUCCUUAGAAGAUGAGUUGUCUCGGACUCGCAAUGUUCUCCAGGAGGCUGAUGAGAGGGCAGCUACCUUGGAGGUUCGCUGUAGAGGAGUGCUAGAGCAGCUGUCCUCUAUGACAGAGGCUCUCAAAGAGAGAGAUGAGGCCGUUAGCCAGAAAGCUGAAGUCCAGCGCCAAUUUGAUGCCUUAAAGGCUGAUCUCGAAGGACUUCAGACUCAUCUGGAGGAAGUAAAGGCUCAGAGAGAGACGGCUUUAGCUCAGGUGCAGGUCCUUGAGCAGGAGUUGAGCACAAGCUCUGACCAUUGCCGGAGGGACCGAGAUCGGCCAGUUGAGUCUUCUUCAGAGGGAUCCGAGCUAGGGUCGGAGGAAGACGACCCUGAUUCUGUGAAAGAAAGCCGUCACCCUGGGUCAGAUGUUGCCCCUGCCAUUGAGAGCUCUGGUCCAAAGGACACCGAGCUUCCUUCAGGGGUGGCUGUAAAUAGAAAUAGUGAGGGUGUUCUUAUAGAUGUAAGCCCUUUAAGGACUAUUCAUCCUCCUUCCUCACCGGAGAAAUAA
Manihot esculenta (cassava) is the source of this 2655-nucleotide messenger RNA. Its product is annotated as triadin-like. NCBI's taxonomy places the organism in Eukaryota, Viridiplantae, Streptophyta, Magnoliopsida, Malpighiales, Euphorbiaceae. Bases 1 to 2655 code for a protein of 884 amino acids. The record is from RefSeq and is a predicted model, not a curated record. The transcript is spliced from 10 exons.